UGUAGCACCGCGUCGCGACGACGAAACUACCCUCCUAUCAGUCUGAAAGCCGCCGCGUAAGCUCGUUGGUGGAAUGUGACAUAUGUGUUAGGUUUAGUGUGCUGUCAUUGCCGUCGCUGUCGUAAUCACCUCCACAUAUACAUAUACGUAUACGUGAUUACGCAAUACAUGAAUACAAAUACGCGUGAUCAUAUAUUCGGGCGGUGUGAAUUGCGCGAGUUGCAUCUGUUUUUAUACGAAAGGAUUUAGUUACGAGCGACAAAGCUGACUUACAUUUGCCUACUCUUGAUAAUGACGGCGGCUCGUUCAUAUUGAAGUGAUAAUUAAAUACUGAAAAACUUUCUACAUUCACAAAAGUGAAUUAAGAAGAUCGAAUACAGGAAUGAGUACUUGUGAAAGUUGAAGGGGAAAACCUACACAACGAAUAACAACAGCCUGCCUCCAUUGCGACCAGUCACAUACCUCAUAUUAAGAUGACAUAGAAUGGGUUGGGUGGCGCUAGGGCGGUGUGCGGGUGGCAGCCGCCUCUCGUCCAUCCUUUCGCUGUCUCUUACUUCCCUCGCGAGCUCCCUCAUCUUCACUUUCCUCUGUAUCCUCACGCUUGCUUUUACUCUCGUCACUCUUGCGCAUGCUGAAGACAUUUUCGAAGAGGGCAAAUCGGACAAGGAAAUUCUGGACAACUUGUUGCUGUCGACGCGUUAUGACAAGCGGCUUCUGCCUCCGGUCCAAGAGCUAUUGGGUGUUACAGAUGCUGAUUUCUGCUGCGGAAUGAGAUGGCCUGGUGACACUACCGGCUUGACAAACCAGUCGUCGAUCUUCUCUAACAACCUCGAGAACCAGAACAAGAACCAGAACAAUAACCACUAUUCGUCGCACCAAUACCUUCGCACUCACCUUCGCGGAACAUUGACUGUGAACGUGAGCGUAUUGUUGUUAAGCUUAGCUUCUCCAGACGAAUCCAGUCUGAAAUAUGAAGUGGAAUUUUUACUGCAGCAACAAUGGUACGAUCCACGAUUACGUUAUAGCAACAGAUCCAAAUACGAAUUUUUGAAUGCGAUUCAUCAUUACGAAGAUAUUUGGUUACCGGAUACAUAUUUCAUAAUGCAUGGAGAUUUCAAGGAUCCCAUUAUUCCCGUUCACUUUGCCCUGCGGAUAUAUCGCAAUGGCACUGUCAACUACCUUAUGCGGCGUCAUCUUAUUAUAUCCUGCCAAGGUAGCCUUAAUAUCUUCCCCUUUGAUGACCCAUUGUGUUCAUUCGCGAUUGAGAGCAUAUCUUACGAACAGACAGCGAUUACGUACGUAUGGAAAAAUGACGAGGGUACAUUACGAAAAAGUCCAAGUCUAACGUCACUGAACGCAUAUCUCAUUAAGAAUCAGACAAUCACAUGUCCGAUCAAAGUGAGCUGGAGAGCUGACGGACAAAUUAUGGUCGAUGAGGACGAGUUGGAUGAUUUUGGAAACUUUAAGUGCUCACUAUGUCAGCGCAGAUUUGAAGAGCAAGGUAAUUACAGCUGUUUAAAAGUGGAUCUGAUUUUUACGCGGGACCGUUCUUUCUACUUCACGACGGUUUUUAUCCCGGGCAUUAUUUUGGUAACCAGUUCUUUCAUCACAUUCUGGCUUGAAUGGAAUGCCGUGCCGGCGCGAGUGAUGAUUGGUGUAACAACAAUGCUCAACUUUUUCACUACGUCGAAUGGCUUCCGGGGAACGUUGCCCGUCGUUUCAAACCUGACUGCCAUGAAUGUAUGGGACGGCGUGUGCAUGUGCUUCAUCUACGCGAGUCUUCUCGAAUUUGUUUGCGUGAACUAUGUCGGUCGCAAGCGACCGAUGCACAACGUUGUCUAUCGUCCAGGCGAAAACCCCGUCACCCAGCGGCUCCCAGCAGUACUGAGCAGGAUAGGAAUUAUAUUGGCCAGCCCUUUGAAGCGAGAGGGCGGAGCUACUACUGGUGGUACUACUGGAGUGAACGAGAUUGUCACUUGCACCAAUUGUGGACCUAAUCCUUGCACGCAUACGGCAACGAAUGGUUGUACUGCCGAACUAAGGAAAAAAGAUCCGCCGCAUCCGAUUAGGGUGGCGAAAACAAUUGAUGUGAUAGCCAGGAUCACUUUUCCAAUCGCCUAUUUCAUGUUCCUCACUUUCUUCUUUAUUCACUAUAAAGGCACCUCGUAGAGCGUAAAGCGACGCACAACGAUCCUCGAAAUAUCUCUUAUCGUUGGUAUGAGCGACAACGAAGCCUCGUAAUAGGCAACAACAAUGCUCAGGACAUGAGGAUUGAAUCUACAGUGAAUUCAAGUUUUCUCUCAAGAACAAAAAUACCUCUAAAUGUGUAAAUAAAAAUAUCAUAACCGUAUCAAUUUGUAAUAAUCGGAUCUUUACUACAAACACACAAAUAACUAUAGCGUAACUUACCACAACUUAACACACAAAACCGGGAUUUUUAAUGAAAAGUUAUUAAUUU
Molecule: messenger RNA, 2458 nt
Organism: Camponotus floridanus (Florida carpenter ant)
Lineage: Eukaryota; Metazoa; Arthropoda; Insecta; Hymenoptera; Formicidae
Gene: pHCl-1
Product: glutamate-gated chloride channel
Exons: 15
Coding region: 484-2169 (561 amino acids)
Biological process (GO): chloride transmembrane transport; regulation of membrane potential; chemical synaptic transmission
Cellular component (GO): neuron projection; synapse; membrane
Molecular function (GO): extracellular ligand-gated monoatomic ion channel activity; neurotransmitter receptor activity; chloride channel activity
Source: RefSeq, a predicted model, not a curated record